AUGUCCAUUUCAGCUCUUUACCACUACUUUCGCGUACCUGUACCGUACGCCCAGACUCUCGCUUUGCAGGAACGUAUACAUGCCAUCCAGCGAUCCCAACGCCAGGCUUCUGGGGGACACAAAGACAUCUUGCUUCUCCUGCAGCACCGACCGGUCUACACCGCUGGCCGGCGACAGACCGAAGAUGCAAUCCAAGACGAACGCACGAGGCUGACGCGCAUGGGUGCGGAUUUCGUGCGCACUGCGCGCGGCGGAGAAUUGACAUAUCACGGGCCGGGUCAAAUUGUCGGUUACCCACUGCUUGAUCUCUCGCGUCCGCGACCAUCUCAAUCUACGCCGAUGAUGAUCAGGGACUACGUCGAUCGCCUUCAAAAGAUUCUCCAAUCUCACAUUCUCGAGGCCCACGGAAUUAUGCAUGCACCGUCGGACAAUACAGGCGUCUUCCUCGACGCGCACACAAAAAUCGCGAGUAUCGGCGUGCAAGUGCGGCAUCGGUUUACAACUCAUGGAGUUUCUCUGAAUAUCACUCGAGAACCGCUGGCGUGGUUCGACGAGGUUGUGGCAUGUGGACUGGUCGGGGUCAAGGCUGCCUCCGUGGAGGGUGUUCUUGGCAAAGAGACAAGUGUCGAGGACGAGAUUCCUGGACUCGUGCGACGAUUUGGCGUGGCAAUGGAGCGGGAUUUUCAGCCAAUGGUGUUGGAGCAAGAAGAAGAAAUCGGAAAAGCGAUUGCCGAAUUAGAAGCAGAGGCUGCAGCCCUGCAGGGCUGGCCACGAACGCCACUAUAG
This is a messenger RNA of Mycena citricolor, 786 nucleotides long. Lineage: Eukaryota; Fungi; Basidiomycota; Agaricomycetes; Agaricales; Mycenaceae. The record is from the annotation of a GenBank genome assembly.